Molecule: messenger RNA, 195 nt
Organism: Microdochium trichocladiopsis
Lineage: Eukaryota; Fungi; Ascomycota; Sordariomycetes; Xylariales; Microdochiaceae
Exons: 2
Coding region: 1-195 (64 amino acids)
Source: RefSeq, a predicted model, not a curated record
AUGGCACCCAAGAGAGUAGAAUCUGGCCGCGCGCGCGCCGCCCCUGGCUUCAUCGGCUCGACUUAUGCCGCCCUCACUUCGCCCGAGAACGCCUCUGUUGUCCGGAGCGUCGCCGUCUUCGGAGCUGCCGUCGCUUUCCUCGCUACCUCGUGGGGCGAGUUCCUCCUUCCUCCGUACGUAUUCGGUAUCCCUUAG